AACUACUUCCAAAUGCUAUCAUCUCGGGGACACAGAAAUGUCCAGGAGCUAGGUGUUCCCUGGCGUUUCAGCCACACUCAGACCUAUGACCCAGAGACAAAUCCAACGGGACUCAUCUCAUUUGGACUAGCAGAGAAUAAACCAAUGAGAGCCGAGAUAGCCAAAUACAUCAACGAAAAGGUGACCUUUACCGAAGACUCAAUAAGCUACCGCUCCAGUGCACCAACGGCUGCAAGAUUACCAGCCGCAGCAGCAACCCACUUAAACAACAUUCUAAGUCCAAAUGUCCCAAUCCAAUCCGAGGAUGUCGUGGUCGCAGAUUCGGCUACUUCCCUGGGUAAUAUGCUAGGAUAUAGUCUGGCAGAACGCGGGGAUGGAAUCCUCGUCAACAGGCCUGUAUAUGGCAGAUUCGAGCUCGACUAUGGUGUUGAGGCAGGUGUUGAGGUGGUGUAUGCUGAUACCGCGCCAGAGGAGGCGUUCUCUCCAGCGUCCGUUGAUAAGUAUGAACUAGCUUUGGAGGCUGCGAGGGAACGUGGGAUGUGGAUUCGGGCGGUUUUGCUUGUUAACCCGCAUAAUCCAGUAGGACGCUGUUAUCCAGUCGAGACACUAAAGGCAAUCGCCCGAUUCUGUCAGAAGCAUGGUCUCCAUCUGAUCAGCGAUGAAGUCUAUGCGUCCUGUUUUUUUGAAACAGAUGACCCAGAUGCCGUUCCAUUUACUUCGAUACUUUCACUCGGUCUCGCUGGAUUGAUAGAUCCUAGCCUCGUCCAUGUGUUAUACGGCUUCAGCAAGGAUUUUGCUUCUGGGGGUCUACAUCUUGGAUUCCUAGUGACUCAGAACAAAAAGCUUCGUCAGGCCUGCCAAGCAAUCCUGAGACUCCAUGGUGCAUCUCAGGCAGCUGUCACAAUCGGAACAACAAUUCUAGAAGACCAAGCCUUUGUAUCGAGCUUCACAACCAAAUCGAGGAGAAGUCUUGCAUCGGGGUACCAGCUCACCACAUCAAUGUUGGAAAAAGAAGGGAUUAGUUACAUCAAGGGCGGAAAUGCUGGCUUCUUUGUCUACAUUGACUUGUCACCAUACCUCCCAUCUGAGGAGGAACUAUCUCCCCGUGAAAGGGAGUUUAGUCUUGCGCAGAGACUUGUUGAUGCUGGUGUAUUUUUGCAUCCGGGGGAAGAGCAUUCGAAGGAUGUUGGGUGGUUUCGGUUGGUUUUCUCUCAGGAGGAGGAUAUCCUGAAGGAAGGGUUUAGAAGGUGA
Molecule: messenger RNA, 1251 nt
Organism: Penicillium antarcticum
Lineage: Eukaryota; Fungi; Ascomycota; Eurotiomycetes; Eurotiales; Aspergillaceae
Exons: 7
Biological process (GO): biosynthetic process; amino acid metabolic process
Molecular function (GO): pyridoxal phosphate binding; transaminase activity
Source: RefSeq, a predicted model, not a curated record